Messenger RNA from Loxodonta africana (African savanna elephant), 3899 nucleotides. It is a transcript of the gene PARP6, whose product is annotated as poly(ADP-ribose) polymerase family member 6. The coding region runs from base 1686 to 3629 and encodes 647 amino acids. Gene Ontology annotation, molecular function: protein serine/threonine kinase activator activity; kinase binding; NAD+ poly-ADP-ribosyltransferase activity. The record is from RefSeq and is a predicted model, not a curated record. Gene Ontology annotation, cellular component: nuclear envelope; membrane; endoplasmic reticulum tubular network. Gene Ontology annotation, biological process: endoplasmic reticulum unfolded protein response. The transcript is spliced from 24 exons. Lineage: Eukaryota; Metazoa; Chordata; Mammalia; Proboscidea; Elephantidae.
AGGGCCCUGCUGGGCUCGACAGGCUUCGCGCAGCCCGGGCGGCGGGCGUUAGUGGUCCGGCACCGGGCCCCUUGCCUGCCGAGGCAGGCGUUGGAAAUCUGGGGGUCUCCGGAGCCACCGGGAGAGGAGCUGUCGCUGCUUCCGCAGGGGAGGCCUGAGGGCCGGUCGUGGACGCGCGGGUGGCCGAGUGUUUUCGAAGCCAACCCCGUCCUUUGUCCCCACCGGAAUCGCGGGGUAGCUGUAGCUGCGGGGAUCGCCCCUCCAAGGGCUCUUCCCGGCACUGUUCAGUGGCCUGGUCUUCCAGAGAAGGGAGCGCUCGCUGUUGGAGCGGAGUAACCUGCUCUCCCGGGAGCUGAGAGUUUUAACGUUGAGCUCGGAGCCUUCUCUGACCAGAUGUAAAGUUGUCACACCGAGAAGCGCCCCUGGACCCAGGGAAAGACCUUUGUCGUCCAGACUCGAGGCAUAUUUACAUCUGGCCUAUUCCCUUACAAAUUCCUAAAGCUGCUUUCAACCACCAUCGUCCAAAUUAAACACUGGGCUGAACAACACCCUUGCUCUGGGCUCUCUUCAGUCAAUCUAUAUUUGGCCCCAAGUUCUCUUGAAAGGUUCCUUUACCUCAUUUAGAUAAGUCAAAUAGGUCUUUUUUGUUUAGUUCAUUCAUAGUACCCUUAAUAAUUAUAACUCCACCACAUGAAUAUUUGAUGUGAAUUAGACUUGUCAAAUAUGCUUCAGUCCCAGUACCCACUAUACCUUUGCUGUUGACCUUAAGCAGGUCGCUUGACCUCUCUGGGCCUGCGUAUUCUGUCAGUAGAAUAAAGGCUUUAAAUUAGGCCAUCUUUCAUGCUGCUUCCUAUUUAAGACAUCUGUGAUUCUGUGACUUCCAUGGUCUCCCACUCUUCACCUUUUAAACCCUCUCACCAUCUCUCCAGAGGAGAGGCCAUUGAGCGUAGAAGAAACAAGUCCCUUUCACUAACGCAGCCUGUUUUGAAAAAGCUGGUAGUCUCUAAGCUGUCUCUUCCCUAAAUAAGAAAAACUCCCUUUUUUUUUUUCUUGUGACAGCAGCAGGAAGCAAGCAACAACAGCCCUUGGAGAAAGGCUAAGUUUUUCUUGACAAAAAAACCUUAAAGUUGCUACUUCUGGCCCUCGCUGCCAUCAUCCUACCACCAAGCCCAAGACAGCCCAGGCUGGACAUUAGUGCCUCCCUCUUUACUCUUUUGUGAUCAUCUCGAUCAGCACCUGACUGUUUUCAAAGUUCACAAACCCAGUCCUCAGAUCUUCAUAUUCUGGUACUCAGCCGCCCUUGAAGGUCAGUGACCAGGCUUAAGUUGGUAUCUGAGGAACAGACCACAGGCCCUUGGAACUCCAGAGGAUCUAGAACAUUGGUUUUCAAAUGUUAUCAUGCAUCAGAAUAACUUGGAGGGUUGUUAAAGCAGAGAUUGCUGAGCCCCACCGUUGGAGUUUCUGAUUCAGCAGUCCUGGGGUGCAGCUGAGACAGUGACUUGUCACCACCGCAACAGCAGAGUCUGCCAUUUCCAGCAGAUCUCCAGUUAGCCCGUGAUAUCACCCCCUCCCUUGUCUCCCUUCGUGGCCUCCUAAAUGCCCAUCUCGUUGGCCUGGGUUCAACUGGUGGUAUGGAGGGGUGCUGCUUAGCACUGACCUGGGAGUGUGAGUGACCCACUGACCCAAUGGACAUCAAAGGCCAGUUCUGGAAUGAUGAUGAUUCGGAAGGAGAUAAUGAAUCAGAGGAAUUUCUCUACGGAGUUCAGGGAAGCUGUGCAGCCGACCUGUAUCGACACCCACAACUCGAUGCAGAUAUUGAAGCCGUGAAGGAGAUCUACAGUGAGAACUCUGUAUCCAUCAGAGAAUAUGGAACUAUCGAUGACGUGGACAUUGACCUCCACAUCAACAUCAGCUUCCUCGAUGAGGAAGUCUCUACAGCCUGGAAGGUCCUUCGGACAGAACCUAUCGUGUUAAGGCUGCGAUUCUCUCUCUCCCAGUACCUUGAUGGACCAGAACCGUCAAUUGAGGUUUUCCAGCCAUCGAAUAAGGAAGGGUUUGGGCUGGGUCUUCAGUUGAAAAAGAUCCUGGGCAUGUUCACAUCCCAACAAUGGAAACAUCUCAGCAACGAUUUUUUGAAGACCCAGCAGGAGAAGAGACACAGUUGGUUCAAGGCAAGUGGUACCAUCAAGAAGUUCCGAGCUGGCCUCAGCAUCUUCUCACCCAUCCCCAAGUCUCCCAGUUUUCCUAUCAUACAGGACUCCAUGCUGAAAGGCAAACUGGGUGUACCAGAGCUUCGGGUUGGGCGCCUCAUGAACCGUUCCAUCUCCUGCACCAUGAAGAACCCCAAAGUGGAGGUGUUUGGCUACCCUCCCAGCCCCCAGGCAGGUCUCCUGUGGCCCCAGCACGUGGGCCUCCCUCCCCCAGCACGGACCUCUCCUUUGGUCAGUGGUCACUGCAAGAACAUUCCCACUCUGGAAUAUGGAUUCCUCGUUCAGAUCAUGAAGUAUGCAGAGCAGAGGAUUCCGACCCUGAAUGAGUACUGUGUGGUGUGUGAUGAGCAGCACGUCUUCCAGAAUGGCUCCAUGCUCAAGCCAGCUGUCUGUACUCGUGAACUGUGUGUUUUCUCUUUCUACACACUGGGAGUCAUGUCUGGAGCUGCAGAGGAGGUGGCCACUGGAGCAGAGGUUUGGAAGAGGCAAAGGUGGCUGGGGAAUUGGGAUCAAGAAAAAAAGGUGGUAGACCUGCUGGUGGCCAUGUGCAGGGCAGCUUUGGAGUCCCCUAGGAAGAGCAUCAUUUUUGAGCCUUAUCCCUCCGUGGUGGAUCCUACUGAUCCCAAGACGCUGGCCUUUAACCCUAAGAAGAAGAAUUAUGAGCGACUUCAGAAAGCUCUGGAUAGUGUGAUGUCCAUCCGGGAGAUGACCCAGGGCUCGUACUUGGAAAUCAAGAAGCAGAUGGACAAGCUGGAUCCCCUGGCCCAUCCUCUUCUGCAGUGGAUCAUCUCUAGCAACAGGUCACACAUUGUCAAACUACCUCUCAGCAGGCAGCUGAAGUUCAUGCACACCUCACACCAGUUCCUCCUGCUGAGCAGCCCUCCUGCCAAGGAGGCUCGGUUCCGGACCGCCAAGAAGCUCUACGGCAGCACCUUUGCCUUCCAUGGGUCCCACAUUGAGAACUGGCAUUCGAUCCUGCGCAACGGGCUGGUCAAUGCAUCCUACACCAAAUUGCAGCUGCAUGGAGCAGCCUAUGGCAAAGGCAUCUACCUGAGCCCCAUCUCCAGUAUUUCCUUUGGAUACUCAGGAAUGGGAAAAGGACAGCACAGGAUGCCCUCCAAGGAUGAGCUGGUCCAGAGAUACAACAGGAUGAAUACCAUCCCCCAGACCCGAUCCAUUCAGUCGAGGUUCCUGCAGAGUCGGAAUCUAAACUGUAUAGCACUUUGUGAAGUGAUUACAUCUAAGGACCUCCAGAAGCAUGGGAACAUCUGGGUCUGCCCUGUGUCCGACCAUGUCUGCACACGGUUCUUCUUUGUAUAUGAAGAUGGUCAGGUGGGCGAUGCCAACAUUAAUACUCAGGACCCCAAGAUACAGAAGGAAAUCAUGCGUGUGAUCGGAACUCAGGUUUACACAAACUGAGGGGGCCCCAGCCCUCAUGCCACCCUGUUGUCCCCUGGAUCCAUCUGCCCUUUUGGAAGGGCUCAAGAUGAGGCUGCCUUGAGGAAUUGAGAGGCCAUUACUAAGAGGCAGGAAAAGGAUAGAAGAGGCGACCUCAUUGUAGAGAUUGACCCAGGAACUGCUCUGUAUUUGGAUGGCCCGGACUGACCCCCAAGCCCUGAUUUUCCCAGUUGACUUCAUCCUGUUUGUAAAUAAAACAAUAAAAUGGAAGGUGCUGUGGACUGGAUAUGA